Messenger RNA from Haemonchus placei, 3231 nucleotides. The record is from the annotation of a GenBank genome assembly. NCBI's taxonomy places the organism in Eukaryota, Metazoa, Nematoda, Chromadorea, Rhabditida, Trichostrongylidae.
AUGAUUAUUACUCGGGUUUGGUUGGUCUUCUACUUAAUACCAUGGCUGUCAUUAGUUUUUGCCAAACUAAGCCCCUAUCCAAAGUUGCUAUUGAUUUCAUUCGAUGGAUUUCGUUACGAUCUACUUAACGCUACUUGGACACCUAACAUUUACGAAUGGGCCAACCGAUCUUCAUGGUUUGUGAACGGUGUCAGAUCUCAAUAUGUUACUUAUACAGCACCCAAUCAUAUGAGCAUUGUAACUGGGAUGCAUGAGCAAGAUCAUGGUAUCGUCUCUAAUUACUUUUACGACACCGCUACUGGAAAAUUUUUUGAUUAUUUCAAUAGCACUCAGCAAGAAGGUGUGGUCAAUGCGUCGUUGGACAUGUCCUGGUACAAAGGCGACCCUGUUUGGCUGGCCAAUGAAAGAUUCGAGGCUUCCCGUCGAUCGGCCACGUUUUACUGGCCGAAUGGAGAGGCCCCUUUCCCAAAACCGCCUCACAGACCUUCAAUUUACAGGCAAUGGAAAGAUUAUCGCAAUCUCAGCCAAUGGAUGGCCGACCUUGAUGACAUCGUCGAGUUGUUCACCGAUGAGAACAAUCCUAUAAAUUUCCUUGCUUGGUACAUAGCCGAGCCAGACCACACUCUUCAUAAGAAUGGUUUUUAUAAUGGCGAACUACUGAAGAAAAUCCAUGAACUCGAUCAACUGUUCGGGUACUUUGUUGCCAAACUGAAAGACUCCGGACUAGAAAAUGUCUUGAACGUGAUAUUGACGGCUGACCAUGGCCACGCUGAGGUACAAGGUGCUCAGAAUGUAAUGUGUCUACGUGAAUAUAUAUCAAGCGAAGGCUAUAAACUAGGAGAUCAUAUGGUGUAUCCGGAUAAUGAAGAAGUAGCUCUUGAACUUUAUCAUAAUCUUACUUCCGCCGUCAAGGAGAUGGGUUACAAGGUGAAGAUCUAUUUGAAAGAGGAUGUCCCUGCAAAAUUUUUCUACCAAAAUUCGACAAGGAUUGGUCGUAUUGUGAUCGAGCCGGAGGUUGGAUGGGCAGCAUCUUUUUCUAAAUCAUGCACGCGACAAAGAUUGUUGAAGACGUAUGCGCCGGGAAACGUGAAGUUCAACUCAUCAUCCCAUGGCAUGGAUCCCGAUCGAUGGGAGAUGCGUGCACUGUUGGUGAUGGGUGGACCAUCGUUGAUACCAGGGAAAAAGAUCACAGACAUCCCUAAUAAUAUCGAUCUUUACUCAUUAAUGUGUUACUUGUUGGCCAUUGAAGCAUCUCCGAGUGACUCAACAAUGUCUGUGGUUUCUCAAGCACUUCUAGUCAAAGCCACCGAUAUUCCCUCACUCAACUCCUCUUUUUCGGAGUCUCUUGCCUUCACUUUCUUAAUUAUCCCCUCGGCGUGUAUUGUGGUGCUAUUCAUGGUUUACGUCUGUAAACAUACCGUUUUGAACGAGAACCCAAAUUGGAUGUGGCGACAAGGAGAGUACCGUCCACUGCAUAUGGAUAUUUUUGAUGCGGAGCGAGUGAUCAAAACUAGGCCAGAACUAUUUUCGGGCAGUUAUGAUAGCAGCGUUUCUUUCUCCUACCCCUCAGUAGCUCUGAUGAAGUACGGUGAUUAUGGUGUAUUAGGUUCUGUUUUGGAAAAAUAUCUUAAAACAACUGACAAGGUUCUUCAAAUUGGUUGUGGUAAUUCACAACUGGCCGCACAGAUGUAUGACAACGGCUUUCGCAAUGUUCAUAGUAUAGAUACCGAUACUUCUGUGAUAGAGGAACAACGGUUAAGAAAUCGUGAACGUUCAGAACUACAUUUUUCGAAGGAGGACGCAACUUCGAUGUCGUUUGCUGAUGAAGAUUUUUCUGUAGUGGUAGACAAGGGAACGUUAGAUGCUCUACUUCCUCCAGAGGCUUCUGAACAACAGCUAGAUUGUGUAGAUAAGAUGUUUCGCGAAGUUCAACGGGUGCUCAAAGUAGCUGGCCGCUACUUGAUUGUUACGCUUGCCCAACAUCAUAUCGUCAAACACUUUAUGGAGCACUUCUUAAGCAAGCAGCAGUUUCUUCUGCGAGUACAUGAGUUAGAGAAUAGUGCUUCGGGUUUUCCAAUGCCCAUAUUUAUACUUGUAGCAACUAAGCUUCGAAAUGUGACGCCAAUGUCUAUGCCAAUCGAAUUGUGCCGUGCUGGAAGCGAUCGUUUCGAGAAAUUGGCUCACUUGCAUGAUGUGCUUUCAGUAAUAGCUUCCGAGCAAGAACUGAGCCAAUUCGUCCAUAUGUGCUCAAGAAAAUUGGACCACGAGGCUUCGAUAAGCAUCGAAAGUCAGUUUGAAAGUGGGCCUCGAUAUCGCAUUUAUAUCGUUGACGACAUAAAUGUCAAAAUUUUCCGCAGCUACGCUGUUUUUGUUGUCCCUCUGGGACGGGAAGGUGAGUGGAUAUUUUCGACUGAGAAAGGUCGGAAGACCUUGCGUCAGCAAGCUGAAAAGGACCGCCUAGCAGUUGUUACGUUGUCGCGAUCUCAGACGUACACUUCAUUACAGCAAGUUCAGGAUGAACUGGGUCCCUUCGCUACUCGAUUCGAUCCACGUGAAAACGGAGGCCUGAUUGAUUUCCUCUCUACCGGCAGUGUUGAUGUACGGGUGACCAGAGCAUCCGGAGAAUCGUCUAUGAAUGGCAAGUGGACCGUUGAAGAUGUUGUCGUUGAUGGUCAGGAGUAUAGGCGGCUAGUUUUCCUAUCUAGCAGUAAUAUUGUUCAGUCUGAAGCUCUUUUAAAAAGUAAAAAAGGCGGGAAGAAAGCGGUUGAUCUCGAAAAUUUGAGUUGUGAUCAUCAUAUUCUUAUGCUUUCUGGGCUUACUUUAUUACCCUCGAAUCCUCUCCAUGACCCAACCGCAGCGCAGCUAAAGGUGGCUGUUCUGGGUCUUGGGGGAGGCCUUCUGGCUUCGUUUCUUCUUCGUAAUCUAAACAAGGCGACGAUCGAAGGAGUCGAACUUGAUGGUGAUCUUGUAAAUGUAGCGACCCAGUGGUUUGCGUUGCCCAGUCAUGAUUCUCGAAUGAGCGUAAAAGUCAUGGAUGCUGUGGUCUAUUUGGAGCAAAUCUCAGCACGAGAGGAAAAAGAGAAGCUGGAUGUGAUGUUUGUGGAUUUGGCCGGUCCCGUACAUGAGUCGGGACUUAGCUGUCCACCGGCCAUUUUCCUUACCGACCCUGUCCUGUGUAAUAUGAAGAAUUCACUAAAUUCAAAUGGUUGGUUUUCCUUACAGCGGUUUUGA